GGCACUUGCUCGGUUCCUGUAGCGCUUUACAAGGACCGCUGUAUGUCCCCUCAAGAAGUCUCAAGCAAUUUUCUGGCUGCCAUCUCAUGUGUUGUCUCUCAUCCCCGCCUCUCACGAAAACAUCUUCCAACAUCAAGAAACUUCUGCGGUUAGCGGCGGAAGGCGCACUGAAGGUUCCCCGGUUGCACUGCGACCGCCCCCCAUGCAGUGAGCUGGUUCGGUGUGGGAGAUGUCAAAAACGCCCUGUUUCUGUCUCGAUGGUGUGUUACCCCUCUUUAUUUUUUAUGUCCGCUGACCUUUUGCACCAACCUGUCUCACCCUGGCAUCAAUUGAAUGAUAUCUCUGGUUCGGUACCUACGCAGUAAGGUACUCUGUUAACGUGAUCCUCCUGCCUAAAGCACGCCCUGCAGAAUGCCACCCUAGACCUCCUAACCUCCUUGUCUCGAACAGUCAACGGCCUCUCUUCCUACCAUCUGGGCCGAACUCACACUCGCCGGCCAUCCGACUCAACCAGCCUCUCCCCGGCCGCCGGUUUACUGAUCUAGGACUAGUCAUCUGCCCGGAUCCGCUCCCGCUUCGAAACUGUGUUUGUCAGCCUUCCCACCCUUGCCUCAGUUCUCGGAUAAGGCAAAUCAAGGCCUGCAGAGUCACUCGCCGUCUCUUCCUCUCAUACAUAAAACUAUUUUGUGCCCCCCUGCCUUCUGCAGUCUUUCCCCCAUUUGUUUUGUUCCUUUCUCGGGACUUUUUGUAUACCAAUUCCUCUCAUCUGGAGAGCAUAGACUUAGUUUCAAGAGAGUCUUAUUUUGCCUCCCGAUCCGUGGCAUACAUCUUACACACAUCAGUGGAGCCAACUGUGACAUCUCGAGGCCACUGCCUCUCAGAAACUCAGAACUCAACUCCGUCGUUCUUCUGAUCUACUAGGCAUAAUCGUACACCAUGACUAGUCAUAAGAAUGAUGGGCCAAAGCUGCCUGUGCAGCAGCUGGCCAUUCUCGCCAUUGCCAGGUUCGCCGAGCCCCUUGCACUCACCUCAGUCUUCCCCUAUCUUCCAGAGAUGAUCGCUAGCUUUGGGGUAGAGAAGAAUGAGGUUGCAAGAUGGGCAGGUCUUACCGGUGCCAUAUUCUCUAUAAGUCAGAGCUGUACGGCUGUGGCAUGGGGACGGGCGUCAGAUAAAUUUGGAAGGAAACCCAUCAUCCUGAUAGGGUUGCUCAGCACGAUGAUUUGCUUUCUUGUCUGGGGUAUGUCGACAAGCUUGCCCAUGGCCAUCACCGCAAGAGCUAUCAUGGGAAGCGGCAACGGCAAUGUUGGCAUCAUCAGAACCAUGGUAGCCGAAAUGGUGCCGGAAAGAGUUCUUCAGCCCAAAGCCUUCUCGCUCAUGCCCCUUGUGUGGUCAAUAGGCUCUGUCUUUGGGCCUGCCUUUGGUGGCUUCUUUGCUCAGCCUGCCAAGCAGUUUCCCAACGUUUUUGGGAACAUUGAGUUCUUCAAGACUUACCCCUUUGCUUUGCCAAAUAUCAUGGCAUGCUGUGUGUUUUUCAUUUCUUUCAUGACCGGGUUGUUGUUCCUCAAGGAAACACUCGAAAGCAAACGCAACAAACGCGACUGGGGCCUCGAGCUCGGCGAGAAACUAACUCGUCCCUUCCACCGCUCCAAGCGUACCAAGAAUCUCAGGAGGCGCUCCUUUGUUGAUAGCGAGGCAUCUGCCCCUCUGCUUGCCCAGUCCGCCAUGUCAAGCAGCUCUUCGCACUUGGAAUCCAAGCACUCCGAUCCAGUAUCGAUGAAGGACAUUUUCGCCCCUCAGACGUCGAUAAACCUCAUCUGCUACACCUUCUUGGCUCUUCACUCAGUAGCGUACGACCAAGUCCUGCCUGUGUUCCUCAACUACCCCCGUGUGAUCCCUGACGAGCACAACACCUCCCUCCCGUUCAAGUUCACCGGCGGCUUCGGCCUCAGCUCGGACAAAAUCGGCACAAUCUACACGGUCUAUGGCAUCUCCUGUGGAGUGAUUCAGUUUUUCCUGUUUCCCAAGCUGUGUGCCAUGUUUGGUGUGCUGGGAAUCUACCGCUUUGCCACCGUCGUAUUCCCUAUAAUAUACUUCUUGACGCCCUACACAGUUCUCGUCCAGGAUACCACCGCUCGGUACAUCUUCUUCUUGACCAUCAUGCUGGUCAAAGGAUUUGUCGUUAUUGUUGCCUUCCCUUGCACCACCAUCCUCCUGACCAACUCUGCUACCUCCCUCCGGAUCCUUGGGACCUUGAACGGAGUAGCGACGACCUUUUCCGGACUAGGGAGAGCUGCGGGGCCCGCCGCUGCCGGUGCGGUCUUCAGCUGGGGCGUGCAGAGAGGAUACGUGAUUGCAGCGUGGUGGUUCCUGGGGUUAAUCGCCUUGAUGGGGACGAUCCCGCCUUGGUUUAUUAUCGAAGGUGAUGGCCCUACCGCUUCCUCGACAGCCACAUCAACUUCCACCUCUGACGGGGAAGAAGAGAGCCUGCUCCAGCGUGACGACGACGACGAUAGCAGCGUUGACGGGUACGACGAAGUAGCUGUUUUAGAAGCAUUGGAGGGCGAGGAGUCAGAAUCGGAGACUGAGCCCGGGAAGGAAAGGAAAAAGAGGACAACGAACGGGAGUUAUGGAACAAUGAAUAAUGGGACAGCGAGUUGAAUGAAAUAUCAUGAUGGAUGAAGAGACGGGAAAAGAAACGAUAGAGCAUACGAAGGAAAGAAGGUCAUGACUGAACGGGUGUGUGUUUCUUUUGGCUGAUGAUACCAGAUUUCUUUUUUUUUCUUUCGGCAUAUCCAUCAAGCAUAUGACAUAUCACCUGGGCGGUGUUUUGGGGAUAAGGAAUUUAAAAAGUUUUGUUGUUUUGGUUGUUUGAAUAGAAGGAAUGAAUUGUCUUUUCACCAUAACUCAUCCUGGUACCUUACCGAC
Podospora pseudocomata is the source of this 2925-nucleotide messenger RNA. RefSeq lists its product as uncharacterized. Gene Ontology annotation, molecular function: transmembrane transporter activity. Lineage: Eukaryota; Fungi; Ascomycota; Sordariomycetes; Sordariales; Podosporaceae. Gene Ontology annotation, biological process: transmembrane transport. The record is from RefSeq and is a predicted model, not a curated record. Bases 937 to 2658 code for a protein of 573 amino acids. The transcript is spliced from 6 exons.